This is a messenger RNA of Chlorella variabilis, 918 nucleotides long. RefSeq lists its product as hypothetical. Lineage: Eukaryota; Viridiplantae; Chlorophyta; Trebouxiophyceae; Chlorellales; Chlorellaceae. Bases 1 to 918 code for a protein of 305 amino acids. Gene Ontology annotation, molecular function: 8-oxo-dGDP phosphatase activity. The record is from RefSeq and is a predicted model, not a curated record. The transcript has 6 exons.
AUGACUGAACCGCUGCCCAGAAACGACUAUGAGGCGUUCAUCCCUGGCCUCUUGCACUGGGUUUCCUAUUGCAACAACGGAGCUGAGGCAGCCAAAGAGGUCUUGCCGCUAACGGUCGCUGGCGCAACCGUGGGUUAUGUGAGGCCUGAGUUUGCAAAGCGACACUUGCAGCAAUUCCCGGAUGUCUUCCAGGCCAGCUCCAGCGGCAGCAUCCAGGUGCACCCCCAGCUGGCCACCCAGCAGGCGCGCACGGCAGCCAUCGCGGCAGUCCUGGAGCAGCUGCGAGAAGAAGGCGUGAUAGACGGCUGGCGCAACGAGCUGUACCCCGCGGUGCAGUCCUUUCAUGACGAGCCGGCCUUUCUGCUGGAGCGGGCGGCUGCGCCACACUUUGGCAUCAAAGCAUAUGCAGGCGUGCACAUCAACGGCUAUGUGAGGCUUCCCGACGGCGGCCUGGAGCUGUGGGUGGCGCGGCGCAGCCGCACGAAACCGACGUGGCCUGGGAAACUCGACCACAUUGCUGCCGGCGGGCAGCCGCAUGGCCUGAGCUGCCAGGAAAAUGUGGUCAAGGAGUGCCAGGAGGAGGCCAGCAUCCCGCCCGAGCUUGCAGCCAAGGCCAUCGCGACAGGGGCAGUCAGCUACACUUCGCUGCAGGCGGCAGGACUGAAGCGUGACGUGCUCUUUUGCUACGACCUGGAGCUCCCGCUAGACUUUGUGCCGCACCCACAGGACGGAGAGGUGGAGGAGUUCAUGAGGCUGCCGAUACACAGAGUGGCAGAGCUGAUAACCACCACAGAUGAGUUCAAGGAGAACUGCACUCUGGUCAUCUGCACCUUCCUCAUUCGGCACGGCUUUCUCACUCCAGACAUGCCGGGAUAUUUGCACCUGCUUCGGCGCCUUACAAGCGGGGAUUGCAGUUGA